AUGUCUGCCCUUAACCUCCCCCGUUCUGCGGACGCUGCGCUGGCCGCGACAGCUCUCCCUGACUACGUGCUAGACUAUGCCCCUCUGGUAUGGCUUCAUAGCGAAGACCAGUACAGGCCUUCCGGCUUUGCCGAGCAUCUCAACCAUGUCGUGCCGGAGGUAGACUACAAUCCCAUUGAGGACAUCCAGACGCCACUCACCCUGGAUAAUCUGGACCAACUCAAUGCCGCGGGCAACGAAAGUGUGUAUUUGACUUCGGAAGAAGGGAUCGAUGCCGACCCGCAGCCCGACUGGAUUUUCGGCACGGAUAUCGAUGAUAACGGCCAAGCGAACGACGUUUCGUCGAUCAUUGUCUUGAACGAUCAUGGAGAGGGAGAUGUAGAUGCGUUCUACUUCUAUUUCUAUUCUUAUAACCUGGGCAAUACGGUUCUCGGGAUGGAAUUUGGUAACCACGUUGGGGACUGGGAGCAUAACAUGAUCCGAUUCAAGGAUGGUACUCCGCAGGCCAUCUGGUACAGUCAACACGCUUCGGGACAGGCUUUCACGUAUGAUGCGACGGAAAAGCAGGGAAAGCGACCAGUUGCGUACUCUGGGAAUGGAACCCAUGCCGUCUACUCCAGCACUGGAGGUCACGACCACACAAUUCCAGGCGUUGACCUCCCGGUCGGAUUCCUCGUUGACCAAACCGACCAGGGUGUUUUGUGGGAUCCGACCUCGGGAGCAUAUGCGUAUAGCUAUGCGGCAGACACGCAGACAUUUGAAGCCUACGACUCUAGCUACCCGGUCAAAUGGCUGGAUUUCAACGGGAAAUGGGGAGACGACGCGCUCCAGGGAGGACCAGAAUUAUUCGGACAAGCAAAGUACUCCGGAGGACCCAAUGGACCAAAGUUCAAGAAUCUCCAGCGCGACAAGCAAUUUAACGCAGAACUCAUGUCGGACAUCCAAUUUCCUGGUGCGUACCAUUACCGCCCAAAUACGGAUGCUUCUGCAUUCUGCAAGAAAUUGCGCCAACCUGGCGGGGACGGCGAGAUUGAUUCCUCAGGUCACCAGGUGUGGAUGUCUCCCAGGACCCCAGGCUGCAAGGCUGCAAGUAUGCCCGUAUCGGCAGACGGAGAAUUUAUGCAGCGCGAAAAGCAAGGAGUCGGGUGA
This is a messenger RNA of Aspergillus puulaauensis, 1149 nucleotides long. RefSeq lists its product as uncharacterized. Lineage: Eukaryota; Fungi; Ascomycota; Eurotiomycetes; Eurotiales; Aspergillaceae. The coding region runs from base 1 to 1149 and encodes 382 amino acids. The transcript has 6 exons. The record is from RefSeq and is a predicted model, not a curated record.